Messenger RNA from Musa acuminata subsp. malaccensis (wild Malaysian banana), 896 nucleotides. RefSeq names its product ubiquitin-conjugating enzyme E2-17 kDa-like. Gene Ontology annotation, cellular component: nucleus. Lineage: Eukaryota; Viridiplantae; Streptophyta; Magnoliopsida; Zingiberales; Musaceae. The record is from RefSeq and is a predicted model, not a curated record. Gene Ontology annotation, biological process: ubiquitin-dependent protein catabolic process; protein polyubiquitination.
CUGAUUUAUUGGUCUUGCUCUAUUUCCCCCCUUGCGUUCGUUGAUUGCAUUCGAGGGUUUUCUUCCCUGGAUCGUCUUGUGCGCGUUCUUUCGAUUUUUCUGCAGUCAGCGGUUUCCAGAUGCUUCUUGUCUCGUCUUGUCUUAGUUCGUGAUUUGAUCGGAUACUGAUGGCUUCCAAGAGGAUCAUGAAGGAGUUGAAGGACCUGGAGAAGGACCCUCCUGCAUCUUGCAGCGCGGGCCCUGUGGCUGAGGACAUAUUCCACUGGCAGGCGACCAUCAUGGGACCAGCUGAUAGCCCAUUUGCAGGUGGUAUAUUUCUUGUGAAUAUUCACUUUCCACCUGAUUACCCAUUCAAGCCACCCAAGGUCUCGUUUCGCACCAAAGUUUAUCAUCCGAAUAUCAACAGCAAUGGAAGCAUCUGCCUUGACAUCUUAAAGGAGCAGUGGAGUCCUGCUCUGACAAUAUCCAAGGUGCUCCUAUCCAUCAGUUCACUUUUGACAGAUCCUAACCCUGAUGAUCCAUUGGUUCCUGAAAUUGCUCACAUGUACAAGACUGAUCGUGUCAAGUAUGAGGCAACUGCCCGAUCUUGGACCCAGAAAUAUGCCAUGGGAUAAGAAUCCUCUAGCUGAUGACCAAGGGUUGCUACUCGCUACUCCUCGCUGGUAAUAGCAAGACUAGGUAGGCUUGCUGCAAUAAGGAGAAAAAAGACUUGGAAACUUUGCUGGGCAAUUAGCAGUACAUGAUGUCCACCCUGCGUAAUAUUAGAAUUACAAUGAUAAGCUAUACCUUAAUUGGUGAACCAACUUUGGAUACAAACCAUGAUAUUUACCACCAUCUUAUAACUUGUUCUUCUUUUAUACUGAUAUAUAUAUAUAUCAUGAGUUGCUAUUUCCUCC